This is a messenger RNA of Pyricularia oryzae 70-15, 330 nucleotides long. RefSeq lists its product as uncharacterized. Lineage: Eukaryota; Fungi; Ascomycota; Sordariomycetes; Magnaporthales; Pyriculariaceae. The record is from RefSeq and is a predicted model, not a curated record. The transcript is spliced from 2 exons. The coding region runs from base 1 to 330 and encodes 109 amino acids.
AUGAAAUUACUUCGCGGUAGAGAUCGCAAGAUAGACCGAUUCGCCGGGCGGGGAUUUCCCUCUCCCAGAUACGACACGUUCGGACUGGCCGUCUCCUGGUUCACUGAGGAUCAAACGCGAGAACCCCAGUCUGUGCAGGGCGGCAAGCCGCGGUUCAGUGGUUCUGUUCCAAGGCAGUUCGCUCCAGCGGCGGGAACGAAACAAACGCGCAAAACUUCCAGAUGCAGCAUAAUCCUGCGUCAAGACCUUGGUAGCCGAGCGGACGACUCGUGGUUAGUGAAAGUAACCGCAAAUAUGCAGCAUUCAACGAUCUCAAGAGAUGAGAGGUGA